AUGUGGAUAUCCGGCGCCCUGGGUGCGCACCAGAUUCUGGCCCCAGGAGCUUCAUACGCCGACGAAGUUACUGAAACGGUGGACAAAAUAUGGGAUUGGCUGGGGCCAUUGGUGAAACAGCUUGGCUACAGCGGGAUCCUUGGGCUGAUAACUGCAUCAGCUUUCAAGUUUGUGGGCAGGGCUGGGGCGAUUACCCUUGGACUUGUAUUCAUCGGUCUUCAGGCCUUGCAGCAUUAUGGGUACAUCGAAAUCGACUGGGGAAGAAUUCAAGCAAAAGUUGGAAAAAGGCUGGAUGUUACUGGCGACAAAAAAUUUGAUGAAAUGGACAUCAAGGCGAUCUUGACCAGUGUGUUGGAGGCGAUGGCAAAGGGGCUUCCCAAUGCUGCUGGUUUCUGUGCAGGAUUCCUCAUAGGCCUCAAGGUCAUGUGA
Messenger RNA from Ostreobium quekettii, 429 nucleotides. Lineage: Eukaryota; Viridiplantae; Chlorophyta; Ulvophyceae; Bryopsidales; Ostreobiaceae. The record is from the annotation of a GenBank genome assembly.